ACCAUUCACAAGAAAACUGCUUCAACCCCUCCUUUUUUCGUAUCUAAAUUAAGUCCCAUCUUUAAACCCCACAAAUUCAUAGUUACACAUCAAAAAUGGCGCACAAUGAUGAACAAGAUCGAGAAACCAAAAGAUUCCACUACCCACUCGACCCUAACAGCUACCAGAUCCUCCAAGAGAUCGGGAGAGGAUGUAGCGCCAUAGUCUAUAAAGCCCUAUGCACCACCACCUCCACCGUAGUUGCUAUCAAAUCCAUCGACCUCGACCGGUCAACCACAGAUGAUUUCGAAAAUAUCCGCCGGGAAGCCAAAACAAUGUCCCUUCUAUCUCACCCAAACGUUCUCAAAGCCCACUGCUCUUUCACAGUCGCCAGUCGUCUGUGGGUGGUGAUGCCUUUCAUGUCCGCAGGCUCUCUGCAAUCCAUCAUAACCUCUUCUUUCCCUAACGGCAUUUCAGAGAAUUGUAUUUCGAUAAUCCUUAAAGAAACUCUAAUGGGUCUACGUUAUCUACACGAUCAAGGCCAUCUUCAUAGAGACAUCAAAGCUGGGAACAUUUUAAUGGAUUCAAAUGGAUCAAUCAAGUUAGCAGAUUUCGGUGUUUCAGCGUUUGUUUACGAAUCAAGUUCUCGUUGUCUUAUGCUUAAAGAAAUCACAGGAACGCCUUACUGGAUGGCACCUGAAGUUAUUCAUUCACACAAUGGGUAUAGCUACAAAGCUGAUAUAUGGUCAUUUGGAAUCACUGCAUUGGAAUUAGCAUACGGAAGACCUCCACUAUCGCACCUUCCAUUCUCAGAAUCUUUAGCAAUGAAGAUAACAAAAGGUAUACGAUUUUCACAUUACCAGAAAGAAGAAGAAAAACUGCUCAAGAACACGAAGUUAUCAAAAUAUUUCAAGGACAUGGUGGGAUUAUGUCUGGAUCAAGAUCCUCUAAAACGCCCUACAGCAGAGAAACUGUUGAAGCAUUAUUUCUUCAAAAACUGUAAAGGGUGUGAUUUUCUGGUGAAGAAUUUGCUGCAGGGAUUGCCUUCUGUGGAACGUAGGUUUAAAGAAACUAAGUUUGAAAGAGUUGGAUCAAUGAGCAAAGAACAAAUGGAAGACGAUAAUGAUGAAGAGGUAGACGAGUUUUUGAUUGGGAGUAAUGUGAAGAAAAACCGAAGGAUUAGUGGGUGGAACUUCAAUGUGGAUGCUUGUGAGCUGGAUCCUGUGUUUCCUGUUGGGGAUACAAGUUAUAGAUCGAAGAGCUUGGACGAAGGUCUGCAUAUGAACGCGAAUCCUCAAAAAGAUGUAUUUGCUAAACAAAUUACAUUUGGCGGAGAAAGUAUAAUUUCUGAAAUGAGAGGGGAGUUAGAUGGAAAUAAAGUAAGUUUACCUAAUGUGGUGACCAUUGAUGGUGGUGGCGGUGAUGAGGAGGUUGAUAUUGUUGGUGGGAGUGGUGGUGUUGAUAGAGAAGUUGUGGUGGGGAGUUUGAUGACAUUGAAGAGGAGUUUGGAUGAUCAAAGAGAGAAGGUGGUGUAUAUGCUUUCCAUGGUCGGAGCUGAAGAAACUAUAUGUAGUGGUGGUGAACUUGAUAGCAGAGAAGAUUCAUUAAUGCAAAUGAUAGAGAAGUUAAGACUGGAGUUGGAUAAUGAAAAGAGAAAGAGAUCUAGUUUGGAAAUGGAGUUGGAGUUUUUAAAGUUGCACAUAACUAGUAACUCUGAUGUCUAAGGUUUUAU
Molecule: messenger RNA, 1711 nt
Organism: Lactuca virosa
Lineage: Eukaryota; Viridiplantae; Streptophyta; Magnoliopsida; Asterales; Asteraceae
Source: the annotation of a GenBank genome assembly